Messenger RNA from Glossina fuscipes, 3867 nucleotides. Its product is annotated as lateral signaling target protein 2 homolog. Gene Ontology annotation, molecular function: metal ion binding. Lineage: Eukaryota; Metazoa; Arthropoda; Insecta; Diptera; Glossinidae. The coding region runs from base 550 to 3741 and encodes 1063 amino acids. The record is from RefSeq and is a predicted model, not a curated record. The transcript has 7 exons. Gene Ontology annotation, cellular component: early endosome membrane.
GGCACAUCGAAAAGCUGUAUUGGACUUUUGCGGAGGAAAUACUGCGGGGUGAUUGAGUUUUAAGUAAAGUUGGUUGAUUCUCAACUGUAUUUACAAUAAAGUUAAAGCAAAAAAAAUUUACUUUGGGUGUUUUCUUCUCAGUAUAUAUAUUUAAACAAUAAAUCUUUAAAUAUAUUCUUAAGUGAAAAGUGAAUUUAAGCAAUUUUGAAUAAUGUUCGCUGUGCAUAUGUGAAAAAGAUGGAAAUGAGAAGAUAUAGCAAAAGUAAAUGAAAAUAGAAAAAAAAAAUUAUCAAUUUAACAACAGUUGGCAAACAGUUUGAUAACCAUUGCUGGUGUGUUAGACAUUGGCUGAGCAGUUGUUGUUUGUUUUGUUGGCUCUAGAUGCUUUAUAUAUAUUUUGUAAAGAAAAACGGGCAAGGUUUUUGCGAGUAUCGUGCCUAUAUUAUCAACAAAUUAUUAAGUGAUUAUUGAAGUGUUGAACAGCAGAAGGCCAGCAAAUUUCUUUUUGGAACUAAAAGUUAACGUUAACAAUUUUGUCAAUUGUAAAUAAUGGAAACAUUACUCAAAUGGUUAAAUAAGCCCAAGGCGGAUGAUAAAUCUUUACUAGCGCGAUUUUUUCAUGCCGAUAGAGCGUUGGCUCAAGUGGCAAACGAGUUGGAUAGUUUCGAUGGCCGCACAGAACCUGAUCGUUGCUCCCGUUUAGUUACACGUUUACGUCAAGGGCAAGAUAAGGUAUUGGCCAUUACGGAUCUUAUAAUUGAGGAGCUAUUGGGAGAUGAGCGUGAAUCACGUGCUUUUCGUGCUAAAUUUCCCGAAGAAGUUCUACAGGAAAAUCUAGCUGGCCAAUUAUGGUUUGGUGCCGAAUGCUUAGCUGCCGGUUCAUCAAUAAUGAAUCGGGAACAGGAAAGUAAAGAAAUGCGUCCGUUAGCCGAGGCGGUAACGCGCAGUCUCAAUAACGUACGCUACCUUUUACGCGAUCAGUGUUUACGCAACAAUGUUCCUAAUAGUGAACGGCUGCAUUUAGAUAAAAAUGACGCUGCGACAGAGCAAUUAUUCGAGAGUUUAAAAAUUUUUGAUCGUCUUUUUGCCGAAUUUGAAUGGCGAUAUGUCAGCGCUAUGGUACAAGUGAAGUCCAAAGAUGAAUAUGAAAUGCAAGAGCUUAUAUGUGUACUUUGUUCCGAGACAUUGCAAAGAGCUUUAAAAGUGGGCUUAUUAGAUCAGGAGCAAGUUGACGCGUUUGAUCCUGCUCUAAUGUUUUCUAUACCACGUCUAGCUAUUGUAACCGGAUUAGUUAUAUAUCCAGAGGGACCGCUUAAUCUUGAUAUGCCGGCUGAACAAUUAUCGGAAAUGUUCAGACCGUUUCGUAGCAUUUUAAUCAAAGUUCGUGAAUAUUUAAAGAAUCUUAAUAAAAAAGAAUUGUAUCAUCUGGAACAUUUGCUUUGCACUAACGAGAAUAUAAGUUUGAAGAAUACUUUAGCAUCUAAUGAAGAAGUGGACAAUAAUAAUGGUGAAAGCAGUAGAAUUGAUCGAUUGACUGAUGGUUUGGCGGUAGAGCUGGGAGAUAUCGAAAGAGAAAAAAUCUCUACAUUUAAAUUACAAAAGUCAACUAGUAAAAUAGGUAACACGAAGGUGACGAAGAAAGCUAAUAGCCCUUCACCAGCACCGUCUACAUCCAGUUCGUCAGACGGUUCACAUUCUCGUUAUACAACGCCUUUGACUACUCCAUCCACCUCACCACGCGAUAAUCAUUCCUUGACUUCUUCGUUCAAUGACUAUAUCGGCCGGACCACACCUUCUGUAGAUAGUUGGACGGACGAUGAGGAUGGCGAAGAUCUUUUAAAAAAAGCAGAAAUUUUGUGCCAUCGCAAUGUCUAUGUAGGUGAUGAUCGCGAACAUGACGCUGGCGAUGACGCUGACGAUGAUGAUACAGAUUCAAAUAAAAGUGACGGGAAUCAUGAAGUCGAUGCUGAGGACGCGGAAGACUCGGACUCGGAUAUACAGGAAUUAGAUAACGUUGUGGAACAAAUAAGAAAUUUAGAAAUUCCUAAUACAUGUACAGCAGCUAAUUUAUUACAGCCGGAUGAAGUAUGUUUUUCAAAUAACUUUAUCGUCAACGAUGGCGGUGCAGAGCUUUUAUCAGCGCACGACAGUAAUGACAAUUUACCUUCAGAUGAAUUGCCUACUACUAGUGCAAAGGCGCUCCAAAUUUAUGACAAUGGUUCCUCUUCUUCAUCAUCUUCAACCACAACAACAACAACGGCAACAACAACGGCAAGCUUAUCGUCUCAAUGCUCUGAUGAACUUGUUCCUCCUUCAUCUCACAACGUCAAACUCGCUCCAAAUGUUAAUUCGAUGCAAUAUACCUGCAAACGUCAUCAUCACACUGCUUACGGUAAAGAGCAUCUCAGGUCUCAUCGUCAUCACCACCAUUACCGUCAGAAUCGUCAUCAUAAACAUCGUCAUUAUCCACAGAAUAGUCAACGAAACCAAAAAUAUUUCGCUGCCAGCGGAGGUGAUGUUUCGGAAAAUCUUGAACGUCGUCAUCACUAUCACCAUCACCAUCAUCAUCGCCGAUGCAGAAGUAAACAGGAUAAUAGGGGAAAUAAUGAAUGUGACGAUUGCUGUAGUGUAGGCAGCAAAUCGAAAGAAGAAAUUACGGUAACUGGACGGAGUGCUGCAGCAACCUCAGUACGAUUGGAUAUAGAUAGUCCUACAACAUCUUCUAGUGUACUUGAGAACAAUAAGUCCGCAAUAGUUGGUUUAAAGAAUGUAGGGCGCUUGAAAUUCAAGCAUACUGAAAAUCUACUGCAUCGAUUGUUUGUGUGUAUAGCCGGCGUAGCCGAUCAAUUACAAACUAAUUUUGCUUUCGAUCUUAGGCAGAUAUUACGUAGUGUGUUUUUAAUGAACAUGACGCCUACGGAGGAUGAUGAUGUUACCGAUAUACCGAAAAAGGCUAAAGAGAAUGAGCUCUUUGAAUUUCGCGCCUCCGAGAAUGAUGUUGUCCAAGAGAGUGCCGGUUCGAGUCAAAGUAUUUAUUCGGCUGAAGAAGUAAAUCCGGAAGAUGAUUCGCAGGUUAGCAGCAGUAGCAGCGGCAAUGAGGUCACAGCUUAUCGACACUCAACAGGCAGUACAGCAACUACAAAUACCUCAGUUGGCUCGCAAAAACAUCCCGAUUCGACUAUGAUACGUCAACAAAUCGAACGAAGUCAUAGUUUAGAUAAUCACGAGUCAGCACAAAAUAUUAAUGAUACCACCUCUCAACGUUCAGAAGAAAUACGUCAAUUUAAUCGCAGCCGUUACCAUUCCACGGGUAGCAAUACGCCGUCGUCGUUUUCGUCAUCUGAGAAUAGUUCACCCGUAUAUGAGCGCUCAUCAAGUAGUCCAAGGAGAAUUAAUACAAAUAUAAAUUCCACGCAAUCAACUGCUGCCCAUUUAUCCCCGCCUGCAUGGAUACCGGAUCAAAAAGCUCCACGAUGCAUGUCUUGUAAUAUACCGUUUACUGCGUUCAGAAGACGACAUCACUGCCGUAAUUGUGGAGGUGUCUUUUGCGGCGUUUGUUCCAACACAUCAGCGCCUCUUCCCAAAUAUGGGCUAACUAAAGCUGUUCGCGUGUGCAGAUCAUGUUAUGUGCAUGAAGUAAAUUCUCAUUCACAUAACAAUCAAAAUUCUGGUUUUGUGGAUAAUACCAAUAAUGAAUCACGUCUGAGCCAUCAUUUGGCCAACACUAGGGCACGUGUUUAAUAGUCGGCGUAUUUGUAAGAAUAAUUUUAUUAUAUGGAAUGUGAAUGUGAAUGCCUCGUGUAUAUAUGACCAUAAUCCAUGUAGAUCUUUUUUUUUUUUUUUUUUACUUUUUAUUUACAGAUGGGA